Messenger RNA from Onychostoma macrolepis, 5485 nucleotides. Its product is annotated as leucine-rich repeat neuronal protein 3. The record is from RefSeq and is a predicted model, not a curated record. Bases 630 to 2750 code for a protein of 706 amino acids. The transcript has 2 exons. NCBI's taxonomy places the organism in Eukaryota, Metazoa, Chordata, Actinopteri, Cypriniformes, Cyprinidae. Gene Ontology annotation, molecular function: protein binding.
UGUCAAUGUGACAACCGAACGAGCGGCUGCAGAUGCGCCUCUGAACGCGGAGGAAGGAGGAGGUUGUCAGUGCGAGGGACUCUAAAAAGCUUCCAGACGGCUCUCACCUGGUGGAUUUUGCCUCACUCGCACGGCAAAAUCUUAACGUUAGGAGCGCGAACCGCUGUUAUUUCUCCAUCUGCGUUAAAAGAAGACCACGCGCGCUUAUUUUCAUUUGCGUGCGGCGGACUUUCCGCUCUCUGGAGCACUGCGCUAUAGAUGAACGGAAUACAUGUCGUUUUAUUGACCGGAAUGACUUGCGCUGAAACGGUAGAAGUGGAUUAGGCUGAUGAUGGCAUCAUCUGUAGUAUUAAAUGAAAUGAACGACCUUGCUUCUGCCUAGCUGAAACCGCUGCUACCUGAGGUUUAAUGGUGACCUUUUUACCUUUAUCUGCCCAAGCAGUAAAAUUUCAUACACCACCUUCAAUCUGAAUUACGGGAGAUUUGGUGACGGGACAUCGCAUCUGUUGACAGCACAUCAGUCAGGGCCUAGGGAAGGCCCUCUGUUGGAUUCAAGUGAUCACCACAAAUGGUGCUUUUGCCACAAAAUCUUUAAGGACCAACUACUUGCUGGUGGGAAUUGCGCCAAUAUGAAGGACAUAUCAUUUGCGGAUUAUUUGCUAGUGGGUCUUGCAGUGACUACCUUGGUUUUUGCUGCAGAAGAGAGAGUCAGUUGUCCCAAACUUUGCGUAUGUGAGAUUAGACCCUGGUUUUCCCCUAGCUCUGUCUAUAUGGAGGCUCCCACUGUUGACUGUAAUGACCUCGGACUUUUUAACCUGCCCAUGAGAUUGCCAUCUGAUACACAAGUCGUUUUACUGCAGACCAACAACAUUGCUAAGAUUGAGCGUCCUUUGGAUUACCUGCCAAACAUCACUGAAAUCGAUCUCUCACAAAACAACCUGUCAUCAAUAAGUGAUGUCAAUAUUGGCCACCUCCCUCAACUCUUAUCCCUACACAUGGAGGAAAACUGGAUAUGUGCCCUACCAGACAACAGCCUUUCUCAACUGACCAACCUUCAGGAGCUCUACCUAAAUCAUAACCUCAUCUCCUUCAUUUCUCCCGAGGCUUUUCGUGGCCUUCAGAGCUUGCUGAGGCUUCACCUCAAUUCCAACCGGCUUCAGACUAUAAAAAGCGAAUGGUUUGAGCCCUUACCAAAUUUGGAAAUUCUAAUGAUUGGGGAAAAUCCGGUCCUCUCUAUUCAGGGUAUGAACUUCAAGCCUCUGAGAAACCUUCGCAGCCUGGUUCUUACUAGAAUGAACCUGUCACAGAUACCAGAUGAUUCACUUCUGGGCCUUGACAAUCUGGAGAGUAUCUCAUUCUAUGAUAAUACAUUCCCUAAGGUACCCCAUGGUGCUCUCAGGCAUCUGAAGAGCCUCAAGUUUUUGGACCUUAAUAAAAACCCCAUUGGGCGAAUUCAAAGGGGUGACUUUGUGGACAUGCUCCAUCUUAAGGAGCUGGGCAUUAACAGCAUGCCUGAGUUGGUGUCCAUUGAUAGUUUUGCCCUCAACAACCUCCCAGAACUGACCAAAAUUGAAGCCACCAACAACCCCAAACUUUCCUACAUACAUCCAAAUGCUUUCUAUAGGCUGCCGAGGCUGGAAACACUAAUGUUAAAUGGUAAUGCUUUAAGUGCCCUCCACAGGAUCACAGUGGAGUCUCUUCCAAAUCUCCGGGAGGUUAGCAUGCACUCUAACCCUAUCCGCUGUGACUGUGUUGUACGGUGGAUGAACAUGAACAAGACAAACAUUCGCUUCAUGGAGCCUGAUUCCCUGUUCUGUGUGGAACCUCCAGAGUAUGAAGGUCAGCAUGUACGGCAGGUUCACUUCAGAGAGAUGAUGGAGAUCUGUCUGCCUCUCAUCUCUUCAGAAAGCCUCCCCGCACAAAUCAGUGUGGAAAGUGGGAGAUCUGUGUCUCUUCACUGCCGUGCCUUUGCUGAACCUGAGCCAGACAUUUACUGGGUGACUCCGUCAGGGAGAAGGGUCAUCCCAAAUGCUGUUUCUGCAAGAUUCUACAUGCACCCCGAAGGCACACUUGAUAUUUAUGAUAUUACUGAGAGCGAGGCUGGAUUGUACACAUGUGUGGCACACAAUCUUGUUGGGGCAGACCUGAAAUCUGUCUCAGUGGAGGUAAAUGGAUACUUCCCACAACCGGUCAAUGACUCAAUGAAUGUCAACAUCGAAUCUGUACAGACCAACUCUGUGUUGAUAUCCUGGAAUGCCUCUCAUGGUAGCCUGGCACCUAACAUUAAGUGGUAUACAUUGCCCACGGCAAACCAUCCAACAGUGGCAUUCACAGCUAGGGUACCAUCUGACGUGACUGUAUAUAAUCUCACACAUCUCAGCCCUGCUACACGGUACAAAGUGUGCGUGGACAUUCACAGCAUCCAUCAUAAACACGACACUAGGUGUGUCAAUGUCCAAACUAAAGGAUUAGAACAAGCCGUAAAGGACUCCGAGAGGUGGGACAUGGCACUGAUUGCUGCUUUUGGUGUGCUUUUCAUUGUGAUCUCAGUGGCUUGCAUUCUGAUUUAUGUCUUUAUGAGGAACCUCUGCAUUUAUGGAGAACUGAAGCGAUACCCUUCCAAAAUGGCUCUGAUGUCUGAGACCAUCCAGCAGUCUCCCUUUACAAGGCUCUGGAUUUCUGGGAAAGGGAUGCCAGCUGCUGUUGAGGUGAAAGCCACAGUCAUAAAUGUGUUGGACAAUGCAUUUUAAGCUGCACCUGUAGAGGACCACAAAAACUACAAGCAAAUUGACAAGGCAAGAGCGGAGAACUUGCUGUUCCAACUUGCCAUUUAUCUUUUUGCCUUGAAACAGACAUCAAAUUCAUAUGGAAGGGAUGUCUAAAAAUCUAUAACUAGCUCUAUAGCCCCUCAUCACGAGCUGUCAGAUGUGGCAAGUGGCAAUGGAACAGUGGUAACUAGCGAGAGGUAGAGACUUGCUGCUAAAAUAUGCAGUGUAAUAUUUCUAGGCCAUUCACUGAAAACAGAUGAUAUUAAGACAUCAGGAAGGUGUUGUUUCUCAUACCUGACUGUUAAAUGUGUAAAGAGUAGUGGAACAGUCCUUGUGGUCCCAAGCAAUACCGUCUGUGCUGUACGACAACCACAUAGGCGUGUUAGAGACCCGACUGUUUGUUGAGAAGGAAAUCUAGUAGAAUAGAAGAUUACGGUGAUUAUGAUGUGAACUUUUGAUGAAAUAUGUCGUUUUUCUAUUUAAAAACAGAUCUGUCUUUUCAUGCCUAAAAUUGUUAUAUAUUCUAUCCAGAAAUGUAACAGGUAUCUUCUGUGCAGUAGCCAGGCAGUAAACAAGUGUGAAUUACUUACAGUAUGAAAGAUACAACUUAAGUAACGAGACUACACAUUUGCUGAAUAAAACACAAAUGUACAUCUUAAGGAAUCUAUAUACAUAAAUAUAUAUUAUAUUUGAUUAUAUUACUAUCAGGACUGGAUGUUGUUGAAUGCAGACACUUUAAAAGCAUCUCUCAGACAUAAAUUGCAGAAGGUUGAUCAUGACAGGGUAAGUGCCUACUCCUGAAUCUUAGACCAGAAAAAAGAGAAAAAAAAAACACUUUUGAAUGUUACUUAUAAUGGUUUCCUGAGAGAUCCCUGGAGAACAGAGCCAUGAUUCCAGCCUCACAUGCAAAUUUGUGCAACUACUAUAUGAGAAUUUUUAGCAUAAAAAUUUUAGUUUAAAAGCAUUGCGUCCUUGCUUUGAGUGUGAAAAAGCCAUUUUUAUAUUGACUGUGCUGUCUGUUCUACCCUAAGCAUAUUAGUCAAUGAGACCAAUGUGCUUAAGGUAAUGUAAAAACUAAAUAAAUGUCAGCGUUUUUUUUCUUCUCAUGUUGGAAUCAGUAUGUUUACUGAUCUAAGUUCUGGGGGGGGGAAAGCCUCACCUUGAGGCAAACAAACGUAACAAACGUGUCUUGAAGGAAUAGUUCAUCCAGAAAUUAAUGUUCUCAUGUUGUUGUGUUUUCCCAAACACAUAGGACUUUUUCUUCUGCAGAACACAAAAGAAGGUUAGCAUAAUCUCCAAGGUGCUCUUAUGUGUACAAUGAAAGUGAAUAGGAAUAGACACUGUCAAGUCAACAUGGAACAUGUGGCAGUGCAAAUGAGCAAUAAACAUAAAAAAAGGACCGUAAAUGAAUUGUUGUUUUGAAAAUAACAGCUUAGACAUUCUGCUAAACUUAUUGUGUUUCACAAAAGUACGUCAAAUGUGACUGAAACAACAGGGUCGGCAAAUGACAACAUUUUUAUUUUCUGGAGAACUAUUCUUCCAGUGGCAUAAAGAGGGGACUGCCUGGUUCAAGUCUAAGCCAAUCGAAUCAGCUGCAAAGAAUCACAUUGUAUUUGCUCCAUUUAAGAUCCAGCACAGACUCACAACCCAAAAAAUUACAAACAUGAUGAAUGCUCGUCAGCCACUGACUGACACGGAGGAUUUGUCAGACAGGCGUGCUCGUACAUCAGCGAGGCUUUCAGCAGUGCAGACAGGCCUUUUAGAGGCCGGCUAUCAGUCAAACACAAGGAGAGCUAAAUUAUAACUCAAGCUCUAUGCUGGCACUGUUCAGGCAGGCUGAAGUCCACAAGCCUUUGCCCUCCCUUUUCAGUCAUAUUGCAGGCUGAGGUGUUUCUGCAGCUACAGACAAGGUCACCAUGUACCUGUACUGCAUCAAAAGAAAAAUGAUAUAGUAGCAGAAGUAUGAUAAACCAGAGAAGCCUGCUACAGAUAGAAAGCAUUGGUACAAAAGUAAAAACUCAAUGACUAAUUAUGCAAGAUACAGUGGCAGCCAUGUUACAUCUGUUUUAAACCUGAUACAUCCUGAAUGAAUGGAAUCAGCAAGAUGUCACAAUUUAAUUCUUAAAGACGACAAAACAAAAUUAAAUGUGAUGAAUCCUCAAAUAUAUUUCCCAGCACCUCACACAGAUAAAAGAACUCCAAGGCUCUAACACGAUAUUAGAACUCAUCUGUCUGCAUUUUAAACCAUUUCUAGAUGAAUAACUUUUAUUAAGAAAGGAGUAGGAGAGAUUUUAAAAGCUUUAGGGGCCAAACAAUGAUAUCUUCUCUAUUUCACUAAACAGAUUUUUGUUGAACAAGCUACCUACACUGUCUAAGACAAAUUCAAUCCCAUAAUGCCUGAAAACAUGUUUAAUAUCACAGGAAAAUUCCUAACAACAGCCUUUUUCGCUUAGGUAGUCUAACUAAGGAGAAAUUAAACGUCCCAUAGUCCUGUUUGUUUAUGAGCCAAACCCAGCUGGACAUCUGAGUUAUUGCCCUAUGAAAAACUACAUAUUUGUACUUGGGCCUUUCCUGCAACACGCCACCGCUGCAAUAAAAAGUAAAAUGACGACAAUCAUUUAUAUUUCUUUCACAAGCACCCAGGGAUUUGGAUAAUUAUAGCACUUAUAAUCUCUGUGAGCUCACCCUGAUGUGAUCUGGCCUACAAAAUGUGGCUG